AUGCUCAGUCUGCAAAUACCAUCUAUACCCAUGCCGACGGCAUUCCGCCACCUUCAGGGAAGACAAACUUGCCGCGUCUACAACGCCGGUGCAAAGACUAACUUGGAGCCUAAAAAUGUAUCUCGAAGACACUUCGGCGGUGCAAUCUCCCUCGCCGGGACAAUAUUUAGUCUAACUGCCGACCCUACUGUACAGCCCGCCAGUGCGGUGAUGGGUAUGACUGCCGGACGAGUACCAGGCUUAUCGCCUGCGAAUGCCGAUGGCGUCCGUCAUUACACCCGUCCGGAGGGCAAAUCUGGUGGUCACGGGGUGGGUUGGACUGAGAUUACACCAUAUUCCUUCGACGUUUACGACGGUUGGGAAGAAGUUCCUGUUUCAAUUGCUGACCCUGGUGGAACAGAAAUCGACGCAAGGUUCAGUUCAGAACAAGAUGGCGGUUUGAAAGUUGUCCUGGCGCCUGUGCUAAGAUUUGCAAACAUUGAUGAAGGACUGAACCCGACGAUCGAGGAACUUAUUCCACUCGAGCGUUUCAUGGCCGGGUUCGGUCCAGAGCUGACACAAAGCCCGGUUGAAGAGGUAGAUAUCAUCGAUAAAUUUGUUGAGAAGCGAGGGGUGCUAACAUAUUACAAUUUUGAGCUCCGCGAUCACACGCUAGUCGCGGCGACAGUCUGGAAGAAAAGGGUGUUCAUAAUUUGCAUCAAAGCUUCAGCUCGACAGUGGCGCAACAGUGCUGAAAAGCUUAGAAACACUAUGAAGUCAUUUAAUAUUUUGACAGAGCUUGCAUAA
This is a messenger RNA of Micromonas commoda, 786 nucleotides long. RefSeq lists its product with no specific name. The record is from RefSeq and is a predicted model, not a curated record. NCBI's taxonomy places the organism in Eukaryota, Viridiplantae, Chlorophyta, Mamiellophyceae, Mamiellales, Mamiellaceae. The transcript has a single exon. The coding region runs from base 1 to 786 and encodes 261 amino acids.